This is a messenger RNA of Thamnophis sirtalis, 409 nucleotides long. The record is from RefSeq and is a predicted model, not a curated record. NCBI's taxonomy places the organism in Eukaryota, Metazoa, Chordata, Lepidosauria, Squamata, Natricidae.
CUUCUUCUCCCCCUUGGCAAUCUUUCCUCCUCUCUUUCUCUCUCCUUUUUUUUUUAAUUUUUAAAAUAAAGCCACAGCAGUCGAAGAUGGAUGUCUCGUUUUGUCCGACCAAAUGUAGUUUUUGGAAGGUUUUCUGGCUCUGGAGCAUUUGCGGGGACUACUUGGUUUCCGUUUUGGGUUGCCCUGCCAACUGCCUUUGCAACAAAACCGAGAUCAAUUGCAAAAAACCGGAUGAUGGCAACCUCUUCCCUCUGCUGGAGGGGCAAGAUUCGGGAUCCACCAAUGGAAACGCCAGCAUCAACAUUACGGAUAUCUCUAGGAAUAUCACUUCGAUAUACAUAGAGUAUUGGAAGAAUUUGCAGACUUUGCAUGCCGUAGAUAUGGAGCUGUACACGGGACUCCAGAGAUU